This is a messenger RNA of Cuscuta europaea, 2022 nucleotides long. Lineage: Eukaryota; Viridiplantae; Streptophyta; Magnoliopsida; Solanales; Convolvulaceae. The record is from the annotation of a GenBank genome assembly.
UCCCACACAAGUUCAUAACCAGCGAUAGAAGAAAUAUAAACAAGGCCAACAAUGUCGGAUUCCCUUCGGCUCCUUCUCGACCACCUCCUACUGUAAGCUCAUACAGUAUAAUACUGCCUACCUCUUUCUCAAUCCCAUUUCGGCAUCUAACCUCCUACUUAUUUUAUCCGUGGUAGAUUAUCCGAACGAAUUGGAGAUUCUCUCUCUCGAGUGACUUACACCCCGCCGGAAUCUUCCAAUGUCAACAUCAAAUCCACUGUCGAAUCCCUUCUUCCCAAUCGAGGCUCUCCUUCUCUCUCCGAGAUCUCCGAAGUCGAAGUCUGUGCCAAAAUAAGUGACUUCACGUUAUGCUGUGCAGCGUUGGCUGCCGCCUCGGAGUCCACUUACGGGGAGCUCUUGUGGAUCCCCGAUUCUCUCUCCGAGGCCGCUGUCUCGGCCUUCAAGCAGCUCUCUGAAGCUUACUCGACCUUUCUGGGCCCGAAAAAGUGUAUGAAAGUUGGCGAAUUGGAGUUUGAUUUGAAAUUUAUGUCGAGUGACGUGAGGUUACUGGUUGAGUUAAUGCCUCAGGUUUUGCCUUCGCUUAAGAAUAAAAUAAAGGAAAGUGCCAUUGACAAGUCUAUUGACACUGAUGAGUUUUUUGCUGCUAGCGCAAGAACUCCCGUAGCUUAUGCAAUUCUUGCUGCUCACCAACUCAAAUGGAUUGUUACCCAGGUGAACUAUCCAUUUCUGGGGAAGUUGUGCUCUUUGGUGAUUCCUUGUGGACUGACGGCUCUUGAUCACUGGUCACAGCAAGUAAAAGGGCAGGGCAUGAUUAGCUUCAUACAUCUCUCUAAAAAUGCGAAUGCUUCUGAGAUUGGUUGGUAUGAAGACGUAAUUCUUGAUGCCUGCUGCCAAAACAUUGCUUGUUCAGAUGAUGAAAUAUGGCAAUAUGUUGUUGAAAUGUCAGUGCUCAUGUCAACUUCCACCCAGAAAAGUAAUCCACGGAGCAUAUGGUAUGAAAAGCUGCUGAAUGAGAUGUUGAGUCACCUGGAAAGGCAGCCUAAGAAUAAGGAGCGCCGCAUAGCAUGGCUUACACAUGUUGAUUCACUGUUUGGUGGUGUUGGGCUUGUACUGCUAUCUCAUUUUAGGCGCCUUUUUCCUCUGUUCUUUCAAUGGAUGCAUGCCGAUGAUGAUGACACAGUUCUAUUGCUUCAGGUACUGGAGCGUACAAAAACAGUUCUGAGAUUGACAUGGAUAAGGAAUUCGCCAUACAUUGACAGAUUGGUGGAUGAGCUUGUCAGUUUAUACAAGGAAGCAGCAAUGAGAACUCUUCGUGAUGAUAUCAGAUCACUUAUUCUUGAGACACUUAUAUUGCUGCAGCAAUGCAAGGGUUUACAGUUUGAAGUAGCUUGGGACAAGCAUAAGAAUGAUCUGGAUUUGACUCUUCUCCACCAAUCCUUUGCCGGGAGACAUACUGCAGCAGUCUGAAAAUCUCACAGGUUUUGUGAUGAUUCUCCAUUACACUGAUACUUGAGUAGUUGAGUGUCAUGCUUGGGUUCAGAAUCCGGUGUCAUUCACUUCACCAACCAGAUUACCAUGUUACCAUUGAAGUAUUUGCAACCCCUGCUUCAAUGGAGUCCCUACCUCUGAUUUCAGGUCUGCGGCAAUUGACUAUAAGAGAUAUAUGAACCGAGAGGUGGGCGCAAUUGCAAGUAGAACAAUGUAAAAGGUCUCCUGUAUCUACCAUUAUAUAGCUAUCUAACGUUUUUAAGAAUAUUAAAAUAGAAUUCAGGAUCAACCAACCUUGUACAGAAAAAACAAGCAAAGGACAUUAAUGCAUACUCAAGGUCGAUGAACAAUUUGUAGAAAUAUUAACGUUUAAAAGGAAUUGCAAUGAUGAUUUCUUUUGGGAUUAAUGAUAGGAUGUUGUUUUUUUGGUUGUUGUAGCAUUCAUUGGACAAAAUUAGGGCUGAACAGUUUUGGUUUUUUUGCACCUCUCUCUCAAAUUUUAGUAAAGACAGGACAUGAAUAUGAUAAUAUGAG